This is a messenger RNA of Hipposideros armiger (great roundleaf bat), 2065 nucleotides long. It is a transcript of the gene IL20RA, whose product is annotated as interleukin 20 receptor subunit alpha. Gene Ontology annotation, molecular function: interleukin-20 binding; cytokine receptor activity. Lineage: Eukaryota; Metazoa; Chordata; Mammalia; Chiroptera; Hipposideridae. The transcript has 7 exons. Bases 275 to 1969 code for a protein of 564 amino acids. Gene Ontology annotation, cellular component: plasma membrane. Gene Ontology annotation, biological process: cytokine-mediated signaling pathway. The record is from RefSeq and is a predicted model, not a curated record.
CAGACGCUCAGAACUGAAACAAUGAGUGGCUGAGAACUAGAAGUCGCGGGACCCUCCCCUCGCCGUGGCAUCCAUCUCGGGCUCCGGCGGCGCGCGGGUGGGGCGCGGGCCUCGCACCACCUCCCUGGGCGCCGGGCCUCCCGGAGCGCCGCGCGCAGCCGGAGCUGCGAGCCCUGGGCGCAGAGGGCAGGCCGCGCCGCCGCAGCCCGCCGCUCGAGAGGGGGCGUCGGACUCUGCCUGCCGCCCGCUGAGAUGUGACCCGACCCGGCCGCCCAUGUGGGGCCCCCGACCCCCAGCGAGGUCGGCGGCGCGAGGGGCCAGGGCGCUGGGCUGCCCCGCCCUGCCGCUGUUGCUGCCGCCGCUGUUGCUGCUUGCGGCCGCGCCGUCGGGACGCGCAGUUCCCUGUGUCUCUGGUGGUUUGCCUAAGCCUACAAAUAUCACAUUCUUAUCUAUAAACAUGAAGAAUAUCCUGCAGUGGAGUCCUCCAGAGGGCCUACAAGGAGUGGAAGUUACUUACACGGUGCAGUAUUUCAUAUAUGGGCAAAAGAAAUGGCUGAAUAAAUCCGACUGCAGAAAUAUCAAUAGGACCUACUGUGAUCUUUCGGCUGAAACUUCUGACUACGAACAUCAAUAUUAUGCCAAAGUUAAGGCCAUGUGGGGAACAAAUUGUUCCAAAUGGGCAGAAACUGGACGAUUCUAUCCUUUCUUAGAAACACAAAUUGGCCCACCAGAGGUUGCUUUGACUACUGAUGAGAAAUCCAUUUCUAUUGUUCUGACGGCUCCAGAGAAGUGGAAGGAAAAUCCAGAAGAAAGUUCUGUCUCCAUGAAACAAAUAUACUCUAAUCUGAAGUAUAAUGUGUCUGUAUAUAACACUAAAUCAAACAGAACGUGGUCCCACUGUGUUACCAACCACACGCUGGUGCUCAGCUGGCUGGAGCCGGACACUCUGUACUGCGUCCACGUGGAGUCCUUUGUCCCAGGGCCUCCUCGCCUUGCUCAGCCUUCCGAGAAGCAGUGUGUCAGUACUUUGAAAGAUCAAACAUCAGCAUUGAAGGUUAAAAUCAUCUUCUGGUAUGUUUUGCCCAUAUCUGUUACCGUGUUUAUUUUUUUUGUGAUGGGCUUCUCCAUGUACAGAUACAUCCAUGUUGGCAAAGAGAAACACCCAGCAAAUUUGAUUUUGAUUUAUGGAAAUGAACUUGAAAAAAAAUUCUUUGUACCUGCUGAAAAAAUUGUGAUUAACUUUAUCACCCUCAAUAUUUUGGAAGAUCCUAAAACUUCUCAUAAGGAUAUAAGUGUAAUGGAAAAAAGCAACGAUGUAUCGGACCUGAAUGAGCCCAGCGAGGACCAAGAGCCCCAUCAGGAAGAAAUGGCGGUGAAGCACUUAGGGUAUGCUUCACAUUUGGUGGACAUUCUCUGUGACUCUGAGGAAAGCACCAACGGGACUUCCCUAACCCAGCAAGAGUUACUCAGCAGAACGAUACCCACAGAUCAAACGGUCACUGAAUAUGAAUAUGAUGUAAGAACUAUUGGCGUUUGUGUGGGGCCUGGAGACCAAGAGCUCACUUUGCAGGAGGAGGUGUUCCUACAAGGAAAAUCAUUUGAGCACCAGGCAGCUUUGAUGGACACAGUCCCACAAACACUACUGUAUUCAUAUACUCCUCAGCUCAGAGACUUGGACCACCUGCCACAGGAGCACAGCGACAUGGACGAGGAGCUAGAGGGAGAGCCACCAACCACGCUGGUCAACUGGGACCCUUGGACGGGCAGACUACAUAUACCUUCAUUAUCCAGCUUUGAACAUGACUCAGGAGGAUAUGAGUAUCCUGAGUACAAGGAGCUCACAGAUGAGGAGGGCCUGUUGUCUAGACUCUAUGAGCAGCAGGCUCCAGACAAGCCACCGGCAGAAGAUGAAAUCUAUCUCAUGCAGUUCUUGGAGGAGUGGGGAUUAUAUGUACAGAUGGAAGACUAAUGCCCAAACUUGCCUCUGCCAGACCCCUAUUGCUCAAAGCACAUGAGUGUACAUGUAUGUGUGACCAAACAAUAAAGUACCUAGGAUGAAAGAAGU